AUGUCGAUCAUGGAAUGCUUGAAGAACGAAUUCGUUGAGGGCCAACUUUUGGAUGGCCGUUUUCGAACAGUGGCCCCCCUCAAUCAUGGGUCUUUUGGAAUGGUGUUCCUUGCUACAGACACCAAGACUGGGCAAGAUGUAGCCAUCAAAUGCCUACUCAAGAACUCCUCAACGGAUUCGUCCGACUAUCGCUUCGAGGAACUUGAGUGCCACCGACGAUUUGGUUUCCAUCCAAAUCUGGUCAACUUGAUUCAUACAUUCGAUACCGAGAGUCACACCUACCUUGUUUUGGAGUACUGUGCCAAUGGUGAUCUAUACGAGGCCAUCCGCCUCAAUCGUGGUCCUUUGGAGACCGAGCACGUUCGGGACUUCAUGUUACAAUUGAUCAGCGCGGUGGACUUCAUGCACGCCAAAGGCUUGUAUCACCGUGACAUCAAGCCGGAGAAUAUUUUCCUGACACAGGAUGGUUCCAUGAAGCUAGGCGAUUUUGGCCUCGCUACGCAGGACUCGUGGUGUCACGAAGCCUGUGUUGGCAGCGAUCGCUACAUGGCUCCCGAGCAAUACGAACCAAGCACUACAGGGUACUCCCCGGCACAGGCCGACAUUUGGUCUGUGGGUAUCUGUCUGUUGAACAUUCUGUUUGCCCGGAAUCCGUUCGUCACUCCCACGGAGUCCGAUAUCCUCUUUGCGGACUUCGUGCGUGACCGCCAGUCACUCUUCGACAUCUUCCCCAACAUGUCUCAGGACACCUACGACAUCCUGACCCAUGCCUUGACUAUUGAUCCCUCAAAGCGGUCUUUGCUGGAGGUGCGUGACUGCAUCCUUCGCGCCGUUUCCUUCACUACCGAUGAAGAGGCGUUCGAUGGGUUCUGCAUGGAAGGCAGCGAAGAUCGCGAGCCGGUUCCUGCCAGCGCCAACCGUGAACCCCUCCGCACCCCUUCUCUCCAAAGCCCUCACGUCAACCAGGGAGACUCCUUCCCCUGGGCCAAGGCUCUCCAGUCGAGUCCCCCUCAGGCCAUUCGACAACUCUCCGCCAUCCCGGACAACGAGAGCUAUACCGAGGACCUUUUCCCGGCCUCCGAAGCUGCGGGGACCUCUUGGUUCUCACACAUGGACACCCCAUCCAUGGCUUCCGUGUUGGAGUCCCACCUCAGCGAGUCCUUGCUUUCACUCAACCUCGGUAAGCGCACGGCGCCAACUCUCCCUCGCUCAGAUCCGGUUCCAAUCACUGGAUCUCUGCCAUCUCAUGCCACUAAGCCCCUGCCUUCUUUGUCUAUGGUCUUUGGCAACAACCAAGGCGCCGACAAGAUCUCCAAGAGCUGGUGUGACAUGUGGGACGAAGAGGAAUCUGAGAAUGAGGACCUCGCCGUGUUGCAACGCCGGGAACAAAACUCCCGCAGCUGGAGCCAAGAGAGCCAGGGGGUCGCCCUCCCAAGGUUGCGCGAGCCGGACUCCGCUUCCCUCAACCAACGCGCUCAAGGUCUAGAUGUGGGGCUCAAGAUGCAUCGCCGUGAAAUCGUUGAUCUCUGCCUAGAUGAUGAUAGUGACUCGAGCACACCUCGUCCUCUUCGCAACUCUCCACCUGAGUCGUCCAGUGCCGAUAAGUGGUCGAUGCUCGGUGCAGUGCGACGCCAGUACAAGGCCGAGGAUGAAACCCGCAAGUACAAGUCUCGCAAGUCGCGUGAGGUCUUUGGUCCCAAGAACAUGGCUUUGAACACCCGCCGACACGAUUGGGGUCGAGGCACUUCGGGGUACCAGACCAAAUCGAAACCCGCAUCGAAACCCUCAUCGAAACCCUCAUCGCCUGUGGAUGCUCGCCGCCGCUAUCUGCUCGAACAGCAGGACUGGCGCAGCCAUGUCCCCAAUCGCUUUGUUCCAACUUACGACGGAAGCGUUGACGAUGAUCUCGAUCUCGUCGGUGGAUGGCACGAGACUCACUUCUAG
Messenger RNA from Penicillium paradoxum, 1944 nucleotides. RefSeq names its product putative serine/threonine protein kinase. Bases 1 to 1944 code for a protein of 647 amino acids. The record is from RefSeq and is a predicted model, not a curated record. Gene Ontology annotation, biological process: protein phosphorylation. NCBI's taxonomy places the organism in Eukaryota, Fungi, Ascomycota, Eurotiomycetes, Eurotiales, Aspergillaceae. Gene Ontology annotation, molecular function: protein kinase activity; ATP binding. The transcript has a single exon.